AUGACCAAGCUGCAUCGCAGCCAGCGCCUCCAGGAGUUUAUCGACUUUGACCGAGACAAUUUGUACUAUCAUUCCAUGAAGUAUAUGCGUGAAGAGCGCAAAAAACGCAGAGGGGUCAAAAGGAACCAGGGGCAGAAAGAAACCCAAGUAGAAAGAAGGAAAGAUACCAUGGGGCAAGACGAGGGGGUGAGCCAUGAAACUAGAGGCCACAGGUACGUGAUUGAAUAUCCAUCAUCCCAGGAACGUGAGGACCCCACAACUGAACCAGAUCCUGAAAGUGGAUCUCAUGCCCCUUGUUGUGGGAUGUUCACCUGGACAUCAGAUUGCAAAUCCCAUGAAUCUGUUGAUGGUUCUGGACUGGAUUCUCUGUUUGCUUGUAGUCUUGGGAAGGGAUCAUCUGCGGACUGUGGGACCAGAUCGUGGUGA
Molecule: messenger RNA, 426 nt
Organism: Darwinula stevensoni
Lineage: Eukaryota; Metazoa; Arthropoda; Ostracoda; Podocopida; Darwinulidae
Source: the annotation of a GenBank genome assembly